Messenger RNA from Nerophis lumbriciformis (worm pipefish), 10265 nucleotides. RefSeq names its product glutamate receptor, ionotropic, N-methyl D-aspartate 2D, a (gene grin2da). Gene Ontology annotation, molecular function: signaling receptor activity; ligand-gated monoatomic ion channel activity. Lineage: Eukaryota; Metazoa; Chordata; Actinopteri; Syngnathiformes; Syngnathidae. Gene Ontology annotation, cellular component: membrane. The record is from RefSeq and is a predicted model, not a curated record. Gene Ontology annotation, biological process: monoatomic ion transport.
GAAAACGUUUGUCAACUUGUUUAAGUCGAGGUCCACGUUAAUCAAUUCUUGUCAAGUGGAUCUAGUUAAUAGUGUGAGAGUCCAGUCCAUAGUGGGGUCAGCAGGGGAUCAUCUUGAGUGGAGACAAGUCAGCAGCGCAGAGACGUCCCCAACUGAUGCACAGAUGAGUGGUCCACCCCGGGUCCCGACUUUGAACAACUAGCGUGUCAUCUGUGGUCACCUAAUAACCUCUCCACGUAGGAGAGGGGGGCAGAGCAGAAAAAGAGAUGGCAGAUCAACUGGUCUAAAAGGGGAGUCUAUUUAAAGGCUAGCGUAUACAAAUGAGAUGUGAAAGUACCCAUCCCUAGUGAUGCGUUUCAUUGAUAAGCAGCAUUACAAUACUUGAUAAUGCGUCGUUCCUCACUGAGGGCCAAAACAUAAAGAUGAUUAAAGUUUCAUUUUAAUUGUCUACGCGCUGGCCGACUGGCCUCUUUUUCUAUUUUUAUUUUCCUUUUCCUUUCAGUGGGAGGACGCGGGCGGGCGAAGGCGGGGCCGGGGGACCGUCCGCGUCUCCUGGAUGCUGGAGGACGAAAGGCGGGAACAAGACGGCUCCCGUGUCCAGAUAAAGACGUCACGUGACUCACAAGAUACGCCCCUUAGAACAUGGUAAAGUUAGGAUUUGAAUGGGGGGGGUUAGGUGUUGAGGAAAGGAUGGAGCAAAGGAGGCGAGGAAAGGAUGGAUGUAAGUUAGUUUGCAUUCAACACGUGUAGCAGGAAAGUGGAGAGGGGAGGGGGAGAGAGAGAGGGAGGUAGAGAGAGGUUGCUAGGUAACGGGGCGUACAUACUGAAUGUUAAGCAAAGCGGAGAGAGUGAGAGGGACAGUGAGGCGGCAGCAGCAACAUGUAGCCACGCUGUGUGGAUCACAGCUGCACACUGCCUCAGCGUCUGCGUCUUUUCAGGGACGCGCGUCUGUCUCCGUCUGUCUGUGUGUGUGUGUGUGUGUGUGUGUGUGUGUGUGUGUGUGUGUCUAUAUGUGUGUGUGAGUCGGAGGGGGGUGGGGGGUGUGACAUGACGUGUUUGGGCUGGGCUCCCAGGACGUGAUCCCGCCACUGUGAUCGGAGGAUGUCCGGCGGAGGGAUGGACGGAUGGAGUGAGCCAGCAGCGCGAGACGGAGGAGACGAAGGAGGAGAGCCUGGCGCACACUGGUCUCCUCGCCUCAUCAGGUGAAACGCAGCGACACCCGGGCCCCUCCCCUCUCCUUCCCCCACCAGCGGUCACGACCGUCCCUCCUAAUCCCUGCCUGGCCUCACCUGCUAAACCCGAUCCGACAGCGACCACUGGCCCCGCCUUUACCCCAUGGUGGCCCCAAGGCCCGCCUCUCACCUCUCACUGCUGUUGGCUGUCCUGGCCUGCACGGGGCCUGUCCGCCCCUCGCCCCCCCUGCUGCUCCGGCCCCGGGAGAGAGAGAGGGACUCGGGUGGCGUCAACAUCGCCGUGGUCCACUCUGGCUCCUCCCUGCUCCCGGAGACGGCCGCGGUGGGAGGCGCGGGGGCCGGUGAGUCGGGGCCGGGACAGGGGCCCGGUCUCGGAAACGGCCCAGGAGGUGGCGGCGGCGAAAGGGGAGUGAUGGAUACAGCCUCGUUGGCUGGAGCGGUGGCCAUGGCGGCGUUCUCCUCAUCCUCCUCGCUAGCGGCGCUGGUCGGGGAGCUGGUGAUGACGCCGUCGGGCCAAGCUAACGUCAUCUACCUGGCGGUGAACGAAAGCAGCCCAGGAAGCCUCCUGUUGCAGUUGUGUGAGCUGCUGGCCACCACGCCGCUGCAGGGUUUAGUGUUUGAGGAGGAGAGGCCGCCACCCCCCAACCGCGCUCCCCUGGCCCCAAUGCUGGAGUUUGUCUCGGCCCAGACUGGCGUUCCCGUGGUGGCGGUAGGGGGAGGGGCCAGUCUGGGAAGAGAGCCGCAGGAGAGCGGCUCCAUCUACCUGCAGUUCACCUGCUCCACCUCGCUGCAGCUGGAGGUCAUCUUCGAGGUUCUGGAGGAGUACGACUGGACCGUCUUCUCGGUGGUGACCACGCGUCACCAUGGUUACGAGGACUUCCUGGACAUGGUGGAGGGAAUGACGGACGGCUCCUUCAUUGGCUGGGAGAGGAAGAGCGUGGUCAUCCUCAACGUCACCGACGAUCCGGGCGGAGCGCGGACCAAACGUCUGCUGAAAGACAACGAAGCCCAGGUCCGUUUGCUGUACUGCUCCCUGGAGGAGGCCGAGCUGGUGUUCCGGGCGGCCUGGGCGGCGGGGCAGGCCGGGCCCAGUCACAUGUGGUUCGCGGUGGGCCCGGCGCUGUCCGGACUGGGCCUGGAGGGGCUGCCUAAGGCCUUGUUCGCCAUCCGGCCUCAGGGCUGGAGGGACGAGCCGCGCAGGCGCAUCGCCAAGGGUGUCUCCGUGCUGACUCAUGGGGCGAUGGCACUGCGUCGAGACCAGGGGGUCCCCGGCCGCGCCCAGUACGCCGGCAACUGCCAGAGCGACGGAAAUCAGACCCAGCGAGUGACUGGCAGAAUCAGGUACUUCACCAACAUCUCCAUCGGGGGGCGGGACUACUCCUUCAACAACGACGGCUACCUGUCCAACCCGCUGCUCGACGUGAUCUCCUACAACAAUGGGCGAGGAUGGGAAGAGGUUGGCUCAUGGGAGAACGGCCACCUGCGGCUUCGAUACCACCCUUGGUCACGUUAUGGCUCCUUCCUGAAGCCGCUUGACGACGCCCAGCACCUGCGCGUGGUCACACUGGAGGAGAGGCCCUUUGUCAUCGUGGAGCCGGCCGACCCGGGUACCAGUUCUUGCAUCCGGGACUCGGUGCCCUGCCGCAUGCCUCUCAACUCCAGCGUGCCGGUGGACAGCAGCGCCCCCAUGAAGCACUGCUGCAAAGGCUUCUGCAUCGACGUGCUCAAGAGGCUGGCCAAGAUUGUGGGCUUCACCUACGACCUCUACUUGGUCACCAACGGCCGACACGGCAAGAACAUCGACGGGGAGUGGAACGGCAUGGUGGGGGAGGUGGUGUCCAACCGGGCCGACAUGGCCAUCGGCUCGCUCACCAUCAACGAGGAGCGCUCAGAGGUAGUGGAGUUUUCCGUUCCCUUCGUGGAGACGGGCAUUAGCGUGAUGGUUUCCCGCAGCAACGGCACCGUGUCGCCGUCUGCUUUCCUCGAGCCAUACAGCCCCGCCGUGUGGGUAAUGAUGUUCGUCAUGUGUUUGUCGGUGGUGGCUGUCACAGUCUUCAUUUUUGAGUUCUUCAGUCCGGUCGGUUACAACCGCAGCCUGCAAAGCGCCAAAAAGUCUGGCGGAUCCAAGUUCACCAUCGGCAAGUCUGUCUGGCUUUUGUGGGCGUUGGUGUUCAACAACUCAGUGCCUGUGGAGAACCCCAGAGGAACCACUAGCAAGAUCAUGGUGCUGGUGUGGGCCUUCUUCGCUGUCAUUUUCCUGGCGUCCUACACCGCAAACCUGGCCGCCUUCAUGAUCCAGGAGGAGUACAUCGACACUGUGUCAGGACUCUCGGACAAGAAGUUCCAGCAGCCCACUGAGCAGUACCCCCCUCUUCGCUUUGGCACCGUGCCCAAUGGCAGCACAGAAGAGAAUAUCCGUUCCAACUAUCCCAACAUGCAUCAGUACAUGAUCCGAAACAACCAGAAGGGAGUGGAGGAGGCCAUUGAUAAUCUCAAAACAGGGAAACUGGACGCUUUCAUCUAUGAUGCUGCAGUGCUCAACUACAUGGCCAGGAAGGAUGAAGGCUGCAAGGUGAUGACCAUCGGCUCCGGCAAGGUGUUUGCCACCACGGGUUACGGCAUCGCCCUGCACAAGAACUCCCGCUGGAAAAGACCGCUGGACCUGGCACUGUUGCAGCUGGUGGGAGACGAUGAGAUCGACAUGCUGGAGCGUCUUUGGCUGUCUGGCAUCUGCCACAAUGAUAAGAUCGAGGUGAUGAGCAGUAAGCUGGACAUUGACAACAUGGCGGGGGUCUUCUACAUGCUGCUGGUGGCCAUGGGUCUCAGUCUGCUGGUGUUUGCCUGGGAACAUUUGGUCUACUGGAAGCUACGACACUGCGUGAAGAGAUCCGGCGGGAUGGACUUCCUCUUGGCUCUCAGCAGGGGGAUGUACAGCUGCUGUCAGUUUGAAGAUGAGACAAUGCCAGGGGCCAGAAAAAGUUCUCUGCCACAGUACCACUCAGUGACCAACAUGCCCACCAUAGCUCAGCAGCACCUGGUUACAGCCACAGUAAACAACACCGCUGCCAUCGCCAUGGUGCAGCAACAGCCGCCAAAGCAUGCCCAAAAGCAGCCACAAGGGCAGACCUACACCACAAUGCUGCCAGGAUCGCCUCCGCCCAUAGGACAUUCGGCAGUAGCUCUUGGACCCUCAAACAGUCCUCUUUUUGAAGGCCCCAUGCCCUGCUCGACCUUCCUGCCUCGCCAUGACCGCCGACUUGCAGUUGUAGAUCGCUGGAACAGACCGAAACCAGAAAAGAUCACGAGUGCAGGCAGUGGUGCAAGUUUGGGUGUUGGGGGGAUAGCCGGAGGCAUCACUGAACUCCAGGCCCAGUACCAGCACAACCUGGGACAACACUGGAAAAUGCAUGGUGGAGUGGGUGACAGCGGGCUUGAUGAGUAUAAGCGUUACUAUGGUCCUAUUGAUCCAGAGGGACUGGUGGCAAACUCAGACCAACAGGUAGGAGGCACCCAACAGACCCCCAAAGCUAAUCCCAGAGGACUUAAAGCCCCUGGAAUGCUGCGCCAGCCUCCAAAAGGCCUCGGACCCUCAAUCAGUAAGCCUCCACCGCCAAUCCCAUCCUCUCCACGAAGGCCUCCCUUCUGGAGACGUGGAAGCCUUGCUCAGGCGAGGAGAAAGAGCUCAGGAGGUCCUCUUUAUGAGAACAUCCUCCCUUUGGGGAGGAGAGGAGGUGGCAGGUAUGGAGCAAGUGAAGUAGGGGGAAGGAGGGCACGACGUCCUCCGCCACCUCCCCCUCUGCUAGUCCCCCUCUCUUCCCCAACACAUACCCCUACCACGCCCUUAUCCCCUUGCCGUUUUUACUCCACCGGCUCCAGCGCCUCAUCAUCUUCCUCUUCGUCCACAUCUUCCUCGUCCUCUUCUUCAUCCUCUGCCACGGUCUCCCGCUCCAAUUCCCCAUCUUCAUCUUGUUCCAGCAACAGCUCGUACAACUCCUCGUUGAGCUUCCGCUAUCGAGCAGGGGAUCGCGAUUUCGCAGUAGAGGAUGACUACGACUCCGAUCUACUCACAGAAGAGUCCAGUCUUCUCCUGGGGUCACGGCAGAAGAUUCGCUCCCGUCGCAUGUCAUCCCGCUCGCUGCCGUGCAGCCCACCACCUGUCCCACCUCGCAAGCCACGUCCCCAGAGAGAAUAUGGCCACGAGAGAAGGAGCAGCCAGCUGGCACAGUUGCAGGAGUGGUGGGCGUCUUGGGGUGACAGAGAAAGGGGGAGGUCGGGGACAACCAACCAGGGGGAUACAACAGGGGUGCGAGAUGAAAAGAGGCAACGCAAAGAGAGGGAUCGUGAGAACAAGAGGAGAAAGAAAGGUAGGAAAAAGAAGAAGAGGGAAGACAGAGAGAGAGAAAGGGAGCGAAAGCGGCGCAAAGCCAAGAAGAAGAAAAAGAAAGAGGAAAAAUUGAAGAAAAAGGAGAGAAAGAGAUCAGAGCAGGAGGGAGGAGAUACUGACAAAAGAGAAGAGGCCAAACCAGGCACACCUGACUACCCGUCGUACCUGCACCUGAGGAGAGAGUCAUUUCGCAAAAAGAGUGAGAGCUCAGUCAGAAGCUACGGAUGGAACAUUCCGGGCGAAGACGAUAGAAAGGAAAGAGAUGAAAGAGAUGAUGGAAAGGAGAGGCACCACAGACGCAGGAACAGCAAACAUUAUCAUACCUCCAGCAAUAAGCCUUCAACAUCCGUCAAGUUCUGGGGAGGGAACAUCUCCUCCGACACAAUUCCUUCGACUUUCCUUCCCUUGUUACCUGUCUCCUCGAAACGUAGGAAAAGUAAAAGCUCAGACAGGGAUGCUGUGGGAGUAGAAGGAGAAAGGAAGCCAUUGCUGGGACGGAAUGGCAGAGGUGAAAUGCACUCUAAGGAGGGUUUGUCCUUCCAUGAGUGGGGAUCAGAAAUAGAAGAAGAUGAAGAGUCUGAUCAAGAGAGGAGGAAAGACGCGGGUGUGAAGAGGCAAGCUCGGACCUUGUCUGACGAGGACAGAGAGCGUGACAAGGUGGUGGGGAUAUACUCUGAUGAUGAGGGCUCUUCUGGGGAGUUUGGGAAGUUUGAGAGGUAUUGGGAUGGUCAUGACGGCAGGGCAGUGGGAGGCAUUGGAGGUGGUGGGUGGUUUUUUAGCACCUUCCCCUCCAGGGACAAAGCUGGCAGCAUCAACAGUAGAGAUGAUUUGUUCCUGGAGCGAGGAGAGAGGUGGGGUACAAGAGAAAGUGGAUGGGGUCCCAGGGAAAGAGGGUGGGGGUCAGGGUCGCACUGGCCACCAUCUCCACUCACACCCCCACCACCACGACGAUACUGGUCAGUGGACAAGCUCCACAUUCAGGAUGAGAAGAAGAAGAAACGGAAGUCAAAGAGCAAGAGCAGAGGAAAUCCGGGGUGUUCUUCCUGCCAAUCCCACAGGGACCACCCACAUUCAACUAAGUGGGCUCGCAUCACCUCCCGCAGCCAAGAAGAGCUCUACCCUCACUGCCAGAAGCCUAAACAUGACUCUUCAUCCUCCUCCAAGCCAGAUCGUUCACAGAAUCCAUCAAAAUCCAUAAGUCAGUUGAACCUUAGCAUUCAGCAGCGGGCACAGAGAACAGAGAGAGACAGAGGGAGACUCGAAUCCCCACCUUCUAACUUACCAGCCCAACUUCCUGCCCUUCAAGCGCCUCCAUCCUCAGCUCACCCAAUCCACGCUCCCCCCCUUACCUCUUCCUCCUCAGUGUCCUCCCCUUCCGUGGUGUCGUCCACUCCGGGAGCCCCUCAGCCUUCUUCCAUCGCUUCUGCAAGUGCCAAAUUGCAGUACCAGAGAUUGCGCUCUGUUCCUCAGCCUCAGAGGUUCCCUCAGUCUCCUCUGUUACCUCUGAAAGCCACGGCGCUUUGCUCGCGAAGGGGGUCAGCCCAUUUCUCCAGCGUGGAGAGCGAGGUGUGAUGGUAGCGGGAUGUCAUAAGUCAGAAAAUACACUCAGUCCUCUCUGAGGCUCCGCACAAAACAAGCAGAUACAAAACAAGCUCUUUCAUUCCUCUCGGAACAAAACCCACACAAACAUUUUGCAUUAGAAGUGGGGCAAUCAAUCAUCCCAGCUGAAGGACACUCCUUUGCUACAGACAGUAAAGGGCUUUGGGUGUUGGAGCAGAACAGUCAUUUGUAUUCAUCAUGCUUACUGAGGGCUCAGGAACUUUCUAGUACUGUAUGCCUGCCGCUCCUGGAAGCCUUUAACACAACACUGUUCUUCUUUGCCCCUUAAAAAAUGCUUAUCCCCAUUUCCCCUGAAAAACUGUUUACAUCCCCGCAGAACUGUGACGCCCAUCAAAGGCACCUUCCCUCCUUGUGUGUAAUCAAUACCUUCUUGUUUGGAGGGAGAGAAGCCUGAUAACUUUGUUUGCCAUAUUGUCUCUUUCCUCUAGAACGUUCUCUGCUUUACCUUUUCCCCCCGCCUCGUUAACUGUCGCCAUCCUCUCUUCUCAAUGUGAUUCUCGCGUCUUUGUGCUUUUCUGUGUUUGUAUACUGACAACAGGGUAAGUCAAAUGUGACUGCUGGCUUCAUCAACAGUCUUAGCGCUCCUAAGUAGGCGCGUAUACGCACUGGCACACGCAUUCAAGGGCACAUAUUACACGCUAGGACGCUAAGUAAAGUCUCCUCAUCUCCUGUUUCCCGAGCAAUACAUCCUUCACCCUAUGUUGGCAUACGUGUUUGACUUUAACAGCUUUGCGUUCCUCCUGUGUUGUCGUCGUUAUUGAUGUUGAUCUAUAUGAAUCUAUAUAUCGAGAAAUGUAUUGAGUCUAAUACAAUGUAAGCACUGUGCCAUACGACUCAAGCUUGAGUUCCCGUAAAACAUUCGCCGGACUACCUACUGUAAGUACGACAGCAGAAGCCCCUCGUAUUCGACUGAAUGUAAAGUCAGCCACCCACGUGUGUGCUGCCACAAGUAACACACUUGAAAACGGACUGUAGCGUUACAGCAAGGAUAACCUUGUUAAGCUAAUAUGGUGGCUAUUGAGGGUAGGGUUGCCAACUGUCCCGUAUUUAGAAACAGAAAGACCUAUCUCAUAUAGCUGAGAAGGGACGCACCACAGUAUGUCCUGUAUUAUAUCAAAAAUAUUCUAUAAAAUGUUAAUGGAUUCAACUAACAAUGCCACUCUAGUUAGCUAGAGCUAGCUGUCGGUGCUAGCUCUAUCUAGAGUGUUAUGUCUAUCUUCUGGUCUUUUGGCUCCAAAUGACGUUUUAUCGCAGUCAUAUUUUGUCUUUUAAAAAAAGAAGUCAUUUUGUUAGAUCAGAGCUCAUUUGUAUCAAUCGGGUCGGCCGGUCUUGCCGGUCAACAAGUUGUCCCUUAUUUAUUUUUCAGGGAGUUGGCAACCCAAAUCGAGGACUGUAAGGGUUAGCAGCAUUUCAAAAUCUAGAUUGCAACCCAUGUUUGUAGAGCAUUUAACGUGACAGCAAGCGUCUGCUAGACGGUGCUACACAGUUAGACAAGGCCAAGGGUUGUUGCAGGGAAACGUGUACAUGUAGCCUUAUGCUGCUCCUGCCAUAUGUACGAAGGGUUAAGUUCUGUUUGGAGUGUGUACACUAUUUUAAUCAAUACACUAUCAUUACAUGGAAGUGCCGUUCUGAUGUCAAAGAGACAGUGCCUAUGUGGAAUGCUAGCUAGCAGCGGAGUGGUGUACGGAAUGAAUGAUACGGCGGCGCCUCCUGUGAACUUUUUAAACUCUUUCUCACCUAAGUAAGCACGUUUUUUUUUAACCCGCGAGCGAGCUGACACCAGCAGCUACACACCCGAGUAGCUCGCUACUUGCGCAAUGCCGGACACGAGCAGAAUGCUUUAGACGCUUUACAUGUUGAGUUUGCCUGGAACUGCAUCUGAGCCAUUAUUUACAGGAACAGGAGAGUUUGGUGCAAAAAGUUUAUUUGCCUAAAUUUAAGUAUACAUACAUAUAUUUACUUAUAUAUGUAUCUGUGGCAGUGUUGUUAUUGUUUGUCAUCAUUAUGCGACAAUAAUGGACCUCCAAAAAAGACUGACUUCCCCAAAGGGUAAAUUUUAAAAUAUAUAAAGAAGCAGUUCUUACUUUGGCCAGCUAGUGGUAUUAGUUUGCGUUUAAAAAGGGACACCAUUUGCCCUGCUUUGUUUUGUUCAUUAUGGUCCUCUACACUUGUAAUGCUUUAAAAAAAAAAGAAAGAAAAAUAUGUGAUCUAUUCGUCUAGAUAUAUAUGAUAGUAUAUGUUCUAUAAUAAGUUUGUCAUUAAUCUGGAUGAUAUUUUUGUGUGUUUGUCCCCUGACCCCUUGAGCCCCCGCCACAAAGACCACCAUAACUGUUCUUGCUUGAGGUUGUUAGCCAGUGGCGGUUGUGGGGGAGGGGCGCCAGUGUCUUAUGACCAUGUCACUGUAGCGGCGGUGGUGAGCGGCAUUUGUCCACCUUGAGGGGCCUUUUCUCUACGCUAUAUGUCAUUUUGAGAAUAAAGCAGCUUUUUAACCACACACCCUCUAAACGGCAUGUAGCGAGCCACCUUUUGCAUACGCCAUCGCUUAGCUGUGACACCACGCCCCCUUCACUGCCCCGCCCAACAUAUUGACUUGCGUUGUCCCGCCCAUCUGCUUUGCCAACAAGCAAACAUGACGGUUUGUUUUUUUCUUCUUUCAUGUGAGGGGGGCGCAGCUUCCUCUGAGGCUUUAACUGGUCAGAGCAGGGCGCUUUUUAAACUUUAAAUAUGGAUAACAUCUUUAAAAAAAAACAACCUUGUGUUUAUGUGAUCCCUGGCAUUACCACUUAAAGCCUGCAGGGGGAGACAGCUGACCGAUGAUUACCAGAUGAAUCUGGCUGAGCUACACACACAAGCAAGAAUGAUGACAGUCAUGUUAUGACGGAUGAUUUUAAUAAAGAACUAUAUCUAAAUAUUUUAUUGUGUCUUAAAGGCUCUGAAUAGAUAUCUUCCUUGUGUAUUUUCGACUACAAACCCGUCAUGCAGUGUGACAUCAAUCUCACUGCUCUACAUUAAAGGUGCUGUUUGCCACUUCCUCACAGUAACAUCUUCUAAAGCCAAAAAUUAACACC